Molecule: messenger RNA, 5490 nt
Organism: Oncorhynchus nerka (sockeye salmon)
Lineage: Eukaryota; Metazoa; Chordata; Actinopteri; Salmoniformes; Salmonidae
Product: leucine-rich repeat-containing protein 4B-like
Exons: 4
Coding region: 498-2693 (731 amino acids)
Biological process (GO): regulation of postsynaptic density assembly; regulation of presynapse assembly; positive regulation of synapse assembly
Cellular component (GO): postsynaptic density membrane; glutamatergic synapse; plasma membrane
Molecular function (GO): signaling receptor binding
Source: RefSeq, a predicted model, not a curated record
AGUGAGAGAGGGAGAGGGGAGAGAAGACGUUGACUAUAGGCUACGCAUCUGCAGUUUAAGGAAUAUAUUAAAAAGAAAGUUUUUUACUGGGUGCAGCAGCACCAGUGAGUGAGAGCCCCAGCCCCCAGGCCAGGCCCCAGUCCUCAGUGUGGAGUGAUGGAGCUGCCCCGUGUUGGGAACUGCAGAGCCAGGCGAUGGACACCCCUGCUGCUGAUGUGACGGAGACACGCAAGAUGUAACCCGUGGAUUCUUCUCAAAGGCCCCACUCAAAUCCCUAGACGACAGAAAAAAAGGAGUAACAUCUGUUUAUGCACAUAUUUCUGUUAAACCCCCCUGGAAAAAACAGAGAUAGACAGAAGAUAAAACACCUUUAAAAAUGAAACAUUAAAAGGAACAAAUUGCCACUGGAGAAACUAAGCAAAGUCAACCUGGUUGAGGAAUCCAUCAUCUUGGGAUCAACAUCUUCGGAGAAAGGGCAGGGUCAUGUCCCAGUUGCCAUGCGCAUCACCACGGUGACCUGCCUUCCCUGCCCCUCUCCCCUCCUCCUCCUAUUGGUCCAGCUGCUACUGCGGCUCCUCCUCUCUGGGCCAGAAUUUGUAGAGGCCGCCUCCCCCUGCCCCACCCAUUGCAGCUGCUCCAAUCAGGCCAGUCGAGUCAUCUGUACAAGACAGAGUCUGGAUGGGGUGCCUGAGAGCAUAUCAGUCAACACACGAUACCUCAACCUGCAGGAGAAUUCAAUAGAGGUUAUCAAGUCAGACACCUUCAAGCACUUGAGGCACCUUGAGAUCCUGCAGCUGUCUAAGAACAAAAUCAGUCAGAUUGAGGUGGGAGCAUUCAAUGGCCUGCCCAACCUCAAUACGCUGGAGCUGUUCGACAACCGCCUCACCCUGGUCCCCUCACAGGCCUUCGAGUACCUCAGCAAGCUGCGGGAGCUGUGGUUACGGAACAACCCCAUCGAGACGCUGCCGGGCUACGCCUUCCACCGCGUGCCCUCGCUGCGCCGGCUGGACCUGGGAGAGCUCAAGAAGCUGGACUACAUCUCAGACGCCGCCUUCGUGGGCCUGGUCAACCUGCGCUACCUGAACCUGGGCAUGUGUGGUCUGAAGGACAUCCCCAACCUGACGGCCCUGGUGCGUCUGGAGGAGCUGGAGCUGUCUGGGAACCGUCUGGAAAUCAUCCGGCCUGGCUCCUUCCAGGGCCUGGUGUCUCUCCGUAAGCUGUGGCUCAUGCACUCGCAAGUGAAGGUCAUCGAGCGCAACGCCUUCGACGACCUGAAGAACCUGGAGGAGCUCAACCUUUCCCACAACUCCCUGCACUCGCUGCCCCAUGACCUCUUCACCCCGCUGCACCAGCUGGAGCGGGUGCACCUCAACCACAACCCCUGGGUGUGCAACUGUGACGUGCUGUGGCUCAGCUGGUGGCUGAAGGAGACGGUGCCCAGUAACACUACGUGCUGCGCCCGCUGCCACGCUCCCCCUGGCCUGAAGGGCAGGUACAUCGGGGAGCUGGACCAGAGCCACUUCACCUGCUACGCUCCCGUCAUCGUGGAGCCACCCACCGACCUCAACGUUACCGAGGGCAUGGCUGCAGAGCUGAAGUGUCGCACGGGCACCACCAUGACCUCGGUCAACUGGCUCACGCCCAACGGCACCCUGAUGACCCAUGGCUCCUACCGGGUUCGGAUCUCCGUGCUGCACGAUGGUACGCUCAACUUUACCAACGUCACACUGAGGGACACGGGUCAGUACACCUGCAUGGUGACCAACUCGGCUGGCAACACCACGGCAACCGCCGUGCUUAAUGUCACUGCCGCCGACGUUGGCGUCAGCUACUUCACUACUGUCACCGUGGAGACGGUGGAGCCCAACGAGGGCCCGACAGUCUACGCGGGCGUCAUGAACAGCCACAACGAGUCAUACGUUAUUACCCCGUCUGGCCACCAGUGGAGGGGGGGGCUCCCUACCACCGCCUCCUCCCUGUCAGCCUGGUCCUUGUCCUCAUCCCGGGCCACCCGGCCCACCUUUACUGUGCCCAUCACUGCCGAGACGGGCUAUUCUGGCCUUGAUGACGUGAUGAAGACCACCAAGAUCAUCAUUGGCUGCUUUGUGGCCAUUACCUUCAUGGCAGCCGUGAUGCUGGUGGUCUUCUACAAGCUGAGGAAGCAGCACCAGCUGCACAAGCACCACGGCCCCGCCCGCGCCAUCGAGAUCAUCAACGUAGAGGACGAGAUUGGCGCAGGUGCUGGUGGACGCGGGAGCGGCAUCUCAGGGGGCGGCACCGUCUCUCGGGAUGGAGGCGGAGGGGGAGGAGUAGGAGGAGGGCAGAGCCUGAGGAUGCAUCACCCGGAGAUGGUCAACCUACCCAACCUAGCCAGACAGGAGCACCUCAACCACUACUACAAGGCCCACCACUUCAACAACAACAUGAUGGGCCUGGGCAUGGGCCUCAACAACAACAACAACCCCUCCCUCUCCCCCUGUUCCCAGAGCACCCCCAACUCCUGUGCACAGGGACCCACCUCCACCAGCGGUGGCACCCCCACGGGUGGCUUGCUGCCCUCCCCUGUGCCCCUGCCCCAGCUGGGCAUCCACAGCUCUCUGAAGGGGCUCAUGGGGAAAGGCCAGAACCCUCAGAUCGAGCCUCUGCUCUUCAAGAGUGGCUCCAAGGAGAAUGUGCAAGAGACUCAGAUCUGAGAGAAAGAGAGAGAGAUGAAGAGACAGAAAACAGGGAGAUGGAGGGAGAGAGAGGAGUCUGAUUGUACUAUCCCCAUGGCCAUAUUUGGAUAGAAAUUGUAGGCAGGCAGAAUAUGAAAUAUUACAUAGACAUUGCUUUGUAUGGUUAGUGCAUAGAGAGAGAGAGAGAGAGAGGAGAGAUUGUUCUCACACCUCUACUGUGUCUGCUCAACACCCGUCCAAGCAUUAACAUCUUCUGAGACACUCCAAGACAAACACAGACACACACAGCCCGACACAGGGACAGGAACAUUCUAUCAGCUAACACAUACACAGUGCAUUAUGAGAUUGACAACUAUGUGCCAAACUUGAGCAUGUCUGUGCCAAAGUAAAAGCCCUCGCAAUCUAUAUAUCCAUCCGCAGCAUUCCCAGACUGAAUCAGGUGACCAGGUUCAAUACUCAGACACAAUAAGAAUCACCACGGUUAUAACUAAAUACAGAUCACCUCGUAUAUUAUCAGAUACUAUCCAAGUCACCAUGUAUAUAUAGAGGUAAGAUCUGCGUCACUAUGUUGAAGUAGGCGGAUAAGUGUUUGGGACUGUGUCAGAGCAGUACAGGGCUGCCCAGACGCACUCUGUGGAACAGGACAGAAAGUAAACCAUUGAGCAGAACACAGUUUAGUGUCGGACAACAAGCAAUGUGUAGGAAGAGGAAACAACAUCAACAACGGUUGUGUUUUACUUAGUGGGCUCAAUCUCACUUUCUCCCCUCUUUCACACCUGACUGACUACUCUCUUUAAAGGAGAGGAAGGUAUAUGGAGUGAAUCGUCGUAAAAAAAAUAAUAAUAAUAAUAGCAAAAAGGACUACGAAAGAUACAAAUAAACUGUGAAAGUACAUAUUAUAUAUAAAUAUAUUUUCAUUCGAAGAAAUAAAUUAUGAAGAAUCUUUACCAAGUUUCUGAGUAAAUAGCCACAGCUUCUGAAGAAUAUAUGAACUGCUGUCAUAGCGGUCAUCACUAUGAAAACUUUGUUUGGCUAGAAACAAGAUGGCCGACAUUCUGUGCUGGAAAAGGACAUAUUGUAGUGGAGGCUGUGGAUGAGCAAGAGCUAAAAUUGGAAACGGGCACAGUGUUUGAUUGAAUUUAUUUUGGCUUCAAUUUUUGUAGCAUCACAAAGCGUUCCCUCUCAUGCCAGAUAAACAGGGUCAUUGGAGAAGGGGGAUCUUUACUCUCCAUUUAAUGAGAACAUAUGAAAUAUGAUUACAAAACUUCACCCUUUGAUACAAACCAUAUGGAUAUUGUAAUGAUGAUAAUGAUGAUAAUUAUAAUAAUUCAGUAAAUGCUUAUCAACCGUAUACUGUAGAUAGCUCUUAAAAGCAGAUAAGGGUUAGCAUUUUCUCUGAUUCAAGUGGUAAUAUCUAAAAUUGCAAUGUGAUCGGUUUCAACUUCAUGCAUUCAGUAUGUCUGUAUGCAAUAUAUCAUGAUAUUGAGAACAAAUGAUUAUUAUAAUUAUCAUCAUUAUUACUAUUAUUAUUGUUAUUAUUAUCAUACACUGAGUGUACAAAACAUUAGGAACACCUUCCUAAUAUUGUGUUGAACCCCAUUUUGCCCUCAGAACAGCCUCAAUUGGUUGGGGAAUGGACUGCAAGGUGUUAAAAGCGUUCCACAGGGAUGCUGGCCCAUGUUGACUCCAAUGCAUCCCACAGUUGUCAAGUUGGCUGGAUGUCCUUUGGGUGGUGGACCAUUCUUGAUACACACAGGAAACUGUUGAGCUUGAAAAACCCGGCAGUAUUGCAGCUAUUGACACACUCCAACCUGUGCGCCUGGCACCUACUACCAUACCCCGUUCAAAUUCACCCUCUGAAUGGCACACAUACUCAAUCCAUGCCUCAAUUGUCUCGAGGCUUAAAAAUCUGUCUUUAACCUGUCUCCUCCUCUUCAUCUACACUGAUUGAAGUGGAUUUAACAGGUGACAUCAAUAAGGGAUCAUAGUCUUCACAUGGUCAGCCUAUGUCAUGGAAAGAGCAGGUGUUCCUAAUGUUUUGUACAGUCAGUGUAUAGGUGGCAGAGCAGUCUAGUACAUCCUCAUGAAAGUUAUGUUUAUAAUUGAUUCAGUGGGGAAUGAUUUGAUUACACAUGGAACGAUGAUGAUCCCUUCAACCACCAUAUUGACUCCAACAACAGGGGAUGGUCUGUGUUCCACCAAACACCAACCUGCAGAAACAGGAAAUACAUGGUCCUCAAAAUGGCUGCUCCCACAUGGCAUCCUCACGGCCCAUGCCUCCUCAGAAACUCCUCUGUUUUGUACAACAACACCAGUCUCAGCCGAUCAGGAUCCCUCAUUUUAUUCUGUUGUAUAAAAGACAGGACAUGAACCUUUGACGAAGACUGCUCGUUUGCAGAGGAUUAUAUCAGAACUCAGUGUUCUCAUGUGUGAAUGGAAUUCAUGGCAGCAGGGAGCUAAAGGAGGACAGCAUUUUGAAGCGUUUGAAAGGUAAGAGAAACCUAUUCAAUGAAAGAGACAGAAAGCCUAGAUGAAUCAUGUGGUGAUGGGUGAUUUUUUUUUUUUAAGGAAAAGGACAAAUAAAUGAAAAAUAUAGAAACGUAUAGAUCUCUUUAAAAAAAAAAGCUAUUAUAAGUGUUUUUUCAUUUUGUUUUUUUAUCUAGUUUGAUUAUUUCCUUUUUAUCUUUUUUUAAAUCAAGUGUUAUCUCAAUUGUAAUAUUGUUAUUGUUAUUAUAAUUUGCUAAUUACACUGGUUAUAAUUCUGAAAGAUGUUCUGUCAGCAGAAGUCACAUUGAAAAAUUAAAAUAUCUGGCAC